CUGAACAAGACAGAAAAGAGAAUUUUCCAAAAAGAAAAAGUAGAUGGCGACAUCGAAGCUUAAAGCACUCUGGAACCACCCGGCGGGACCUAAAACAAUUCAUUUCUGGGCUCCAACUUUUAAAUGGGAUUUAAGCAUUGCUAACAUUGCUGAUUUCCAGAAACCUCCAGAAAAUAUUUCAUACCUUCAGUAAAUUGCUGUGACAUGUACUGGAAUGAUUUGGUGUCGUUGUAGCACUGUAAUCACUCCUAAAAACUGGAAUUUGUUCAGUGUUAAUGUAGCUAUGGCAGCGACAGGAGUAUACCAACUUUCUCGUAAAAUAAAGUAUGAUUAUGUACCUGAAGGAAAGGCUGCUUGUUUGAACCGAGAACUGUCAACAAACUAG
Brassica rapa (field mustard) is the source of this 385-nucleotide messenger RNA. RefSeq names its product mitochondrial pyruvate carrier 2. Gene Ontology annotation, biological process: pyruvate import into mitochondria. The record is from RefSeq and is a predicted model, not a curated record. Gene Ontology annotation, cellular component: mitochondrial inner membrane. NCBI's taxonomy places the organism in Eukaryota, Viridiplantae, Streptophyta, Magnoliopsida, Brassicales, Brassicaceae.